AGAAUCCUGGGCCAUUUGUUGCUUGUUACGUCAUUCCAUUCAAUUCUUGGAGUAGAAAGUUGCGAUAAUCGAUUACUGCUUGACCAUACCGUAUGCCAAGCGCUCUUUAACCGGUCGCGCAGCAUGAAUUUCCUCGACUUCCUGUCCGCCGUAUUCGGGUGGAUAUAUACACUAUCCUGGUCCUUAUCAUUCUAUUCGCAGCCGGUCCUCAAUAUCCGGAGGAAGUCGACAUCCGGCACCACUGUGGAUUUCCCGUUUUUGAAUACCGUUGGAUUUCUCGCUUACCUCAUCUACAACUCGGUUUUCUACUCUUCUCCAGUUAUUCGACAUCAGUAUGCGCUACGCAAUCAUGGACACACGCCGACCGUCGCAGUUAAUGAUAUUGUCUUCGCCGCGCACGCGUUCUUGAUAUGCACGGUCUUGUUGACGCAAUAUUUCUUGCCUUCCCUGUGGGGUUUCGACCGAGCGCCAGGAACCAGACCUUCGCGCCUGGGUUUGGGCAUCGUAAGCGGAUCGGCGGUUGCCGUCGCCAUCAUCAUCUUCGUUGUGACGUCUGUUCCGGAAGGCGCGGACCCGGCGACCGCGUGGGCGUGGCUGGACGUAAUCUACACGAUUUCGUACGUGAAAUUAUUAAUCACAUUCGUCAAAUAUGCACCGCAAUUGGUGUACAAUUUUCGCAACCGCAGCACGAAGGGCUGGAGCAUAUGGCAAGUUCUACUCGACUUCCUGGGCGGCAUUCUCAGUAUCGCACAGCUGGUCAUCGAUUCAUACCUUCAAGGCGACUGGUCCGGUGUCACAGGAAACCCGGUCAAGUUCGCGCUGGGCAAUGUGAGCAUGUUGUAUGAUUUGGUGUUUAUGGCACAGCAUUAUGUGAUUUACCGUGAUGAUGGUACGGUUAAGGAUGGAGAGGCGGAUUCACUGCUUGAAAGGGGUGAGGACAGAAGGAGGUUAGAUUAAGUAUACUCGAUAAAAUCCAUCUUCCUCUAGAUACACAAGAAAUUUAUUCGAGUUCACAGAUCCUGUGUCGGACUGAUUCAAUUCAAGCAUCGUCACCUGAUCCACAUGGCCUCAGGUCGGGAGGCCUCGCGAGAGCCUUUUAUGCCACGUUCAAUAAGGCCUAGGAUAAGGUGGAUGAUUCUUUCGGUCAGAAUCACCCCAGGAAAGAAUAAACGGGUGUAUUUUCUAUUAAGAACGAGGGCGAUUGGUUAAAGGUAUGAAGCUGGGAGCGAACAUUCCGAAGUGGGUUUUUGU
Messenger RNA from Hypoxylon trugodes, 1251 nucleotides. Its product is annotated as PQ loop repeat-domain-containing protein. The transcript has 2 exons. Lineage: Eukaryota; Fungi; Ascomycota; Sordariomycetes; Xylariales; Hypoxylaceae. Gene Ontology annotation, molecular function: L-cystine transmembrane transporter activity. Bases 124 to 957 code for a protein of 277 amino acids. The record is from RefSeq and is a predicted model, not a curated record. Gene Ontology annotation, biological process: L-cystine transport. Gene Ontology annotation, cellular component: fungal-type vacuole; vacuolar membrane.